AUGAUUAUAGUAUGAUAUUUUAUGUUUAACUUCCAGAUAAAGUGUAAAAAUCAUGUUUCAACUUGUUUUUAGUGUUUGUAUGUUCAUUUUAUAUCUGCUCUCUUCAGACACUACUUUGGGCGUGGCUGUCAUUUGACAGUUUUUUUCAUUGGCCGAUUGGGCCCAAUUGAUUGAGCGCUUAUUGAACCCUACCUAGCAACAAUAAACAUAACCAGGAAGUCGUGCUUUGUUGUUUUGUUAAGUCUACGGCGGCUAGCUUGCUAAUAUUUCAUUUCAGUUUUACAAGUUGGAUAAAACUAUUGGUCGAAAAAUAGCACUUCAAACAGUAAACGAUAGUGUUGAACUGUAAUACGUUAUGCCUCAUUUCAUGUAAAAAUACUGAAAAGUUUCAUUUCUGGGCAUUUUUUUCUCAAAAGACGUAAAAGUUGUGAGCCGCUUGUGCGAGCGUCGCGGUGACGUCACAAGGUGGGGUCAUGUGAAGGUCAGUUCACGCAGAGUUCAUCAGCACAAAUACAACUCCUGCAAUCAAGGAGCCUGCUGUUCCACAAGUGGACCGAACCGGGACAACCUCGUCGUCGUCCAUUUGUGAUAACUGUCCAUGGCACGCUGACACCACGAGAACCAGCACCCACUCCUCCUCGUCUUUAACCGGAUCCAGUCCAUCAUGUUCGACUACGUGGACUUCCAAGUGUUCGGUACCGGAGAGACGGCUCGUGUGUGCGCGGAAAGCUCCGACUGCAUGUACGAGCAGGAGCGGCGGUGUGCAGCCGAUUUACCGGAGCUCUUCCUCGGCCGCUGGCAGUGUAAGUGCUCGGUGUUUGGAGUGGAAGAGGCGCCGUACCGAAACGGUUCAGGCGUGGGAAGCCAUAGCUCCGGCUCUAGCUUAGACGACCACUUCACAGGCUCCGCCCACUCACCGCCGCCGCCCCCUCGCAUCUACAAGCCGUGCUUCGUGUGCCAGGACAAGUCUUCAGGAUACCACUAUGGCGUCAGCGCCUGUGAGGGCUGCAAGGGCUUCUUCCGCCGCAGUGUGCAGAAGAAGAUGGUGUACACGUGCCACCGGGACAGGAAGUGCGUCAUCAACAAGGUGACCAGGAACCGCUGUCAGUACUGUCGUCUGCAGAAGUGCUUUGCUGUGGGAAUGUCCAAAGAAUCGGUCAGGAAUGACAGAAACAGGCGUAAGGAGAAGAAGGAGGAGCCCACGAUGUCCAUUGCAGAGACAUAUGAGAUGACGGCCGAGUUGGAUGUCAUCGUGGAGAAGAUCUGCAAGGCCCACAGAGAUACCUUCCCCUCCCUUUGCCAGCUGGGGAAAUACACCACGAACUCCAGCUCGGACCACAGGGUCCGGCUGGACCUGGGACUGUGGGACAAGUUCAGCGAGCUGGCCACAAAGUGCAUCAUCAAGGUGGUGGAGUUUGCCAAGCGAGUGCCAGGCUUCACGGGCCUCACCAUGGCCGACCAGAUCACUCUACUCCGGUCUGCCUGUCUGGACAUGCUGAUUUUGAGGAUCUGCACUCGCUACACACCUGAGAAGGACACCAUGACCUUCUCUGACGGCUUGACCCUGACCCGCACGCAGAUCCACAACGCAGGGUUCGGGCCUCUGACAGAUCAGGUGUUCACGUUCGCCGGCCAGCUGCUGCCGCUGCAGAUGGACGACACGGAGAGCGGCCUCCUCAGCGCCAUCUGCCUCAUCUCUGGAGAUCGCCAGGACCUGAAGGAGCCGUCCAAGGUGGAGGUGCUGCAGGAGCCGUUGCUGGAGGCGCUGAAGAUCUACUCUCGCAAGCGGCGGCCCAGCAUGCCUCUCAUGUUUCCCAGGGCCCUCAUGAAGAUCACCGACCUGCGCAGCAUCAGCGCUAAAGGGGCGGAGCGAGUGGUGACCCUGAAGAUGGAGAUCCCGGGCGCCAUGCCGCCUCUGAUAGAGGAGAUGCUGGAGGACCUGCAGAACCUGGAGAAAGACCAGCACAUGCUCUCGGAGAGCCGAGUGACGCGGUCAUACACGUCGCCUCCUCACUGCUCCUACACCUCCUCUUCUUCUUGUCCUGUAAAAAUCUAACUACUCGAUUUCUAAGAGCUGUGUCCACCUUUGGACGCUUCCUACUGUAUUUAUAUUGCUGAGAUAUCUCAUGGAUUUCUUUUACCUCAUCAAAUAACCACAUCUCUACAGACACAAGGAGUGCAGCAGUGGCCUUCAAGGGGUGUCCAAACUUUUUCCAGCGAGAGCCACGAGGAAUGUGGGGGGCCACUUUGAUAUAUUUUGUACAUUAAAGAUGCUAAAAGCAAUCCAAUGCAGGUCAAUAGAUAUGCUCAAAUUAGUGUCCCAUUCAUUCAUUUAUUGGUGGUGGCCUGCCAUAAAUACAUUUGGGCCGCCACAAAUACACCUUCCAUAAACACAUUAUAAGGCACCUGGUCAACCAGAGAAUAAGAUGAUGUAGCAGGAGGGAUCGGUGUUGCCAACUUAGCGACGAGAUGCUCAUUCUUCAGAAAAACGAGUGUCGAAUCUACUCUCGAGUCUUUUGGUCUUUGGUUUGACAUGAAAGCAUGAGUCACUCUUCCCAACGAGCAGCAGGUGCUGCUGCUGGCCCCUCUCGCAUCUAAAAGCUCGCACAGGCGGCUUCGUCUUGUGACAUUGAAAAAAAACCUGACAAUUGAUCCCUCGCUCUCAAUGAGCAGCGGCUGUGGUCCGCUGUUUCAUUGGCUCAGUUUUCAAAUUUUGUUUUUUAUUUUUUAAAUAAUUUCUCUAAAAAUUAUUUACAUUUAUUUUUAUUUAUUUAAUUUUUUUACAUUAAGGCUGAAAAUGGCCCUCAGGCCACACUUUGGACACCACAGUACUGCUAAGGAUACAAUAGUAGUGUACUAUGAGGUACACACACGCACUAAGACUACAGUUCGUACUGGACUGGACUGUACCGGAUCAGCAUCAGCACCUAGUGUGAACAUGGGUCCUACACUUACAAGAAUGUAGCUUGUAGCAGGAUGAAGUAUACAGUAUAUAAUGUGGCCACGUGACCGUAAGCACGCGUGAGAACACGUGCGUGAAGACGUCACGUAGCUCCCACUGUUACACUAACGAGAACACAUGUGACAUCAAGUCUUUGCACUUUGUAACAUUUACCCCUCAUUGAACAUGUGGAACACUUGAAGUAACCGUCCUCAUUCAUCUUGUUACCGGAAGUAAUGUUGACCUCACACCUGCUAGCUGACUAUUUAAUGCCUUAACGAGUGUUUACGAGCUGGUAAUACAUGAAACUCUAGAUUGUUUUGUCAAACAAAGGUUUGUUGGCUCAUGCUAAGUGUCGCAGUACUGUCACCAUGACAACCUCUAACAACAAUUCAAGCCUCUACUGUGUAUAUCAAUGGGUGAUAUGUACUUUUUAAUUAAAAUAUUAAACA
Molecule: messenger RNA, 3393 nt
Organism: Dunckerocampus dactyliophorus (ringed pipefish)
Lineage: Eukaryota; Metazoa; Chordata; Actinopteri; Syngnathiformes; Syngnathidae
Product: retinoic acid receptor beta-like
Exons: 8
Coding region: 665-2056 (463 amino acids)
Biological process (GO): regulation of transcription by RNA polymerase II; retinoic acid receptor signaling pathway; cellular response to corticotropin-releasing hormone stimulus
Cellular component (GO): transcription regulator complex; nucleus
Molecular function (GO): nuclear receptor activity; zinc ion binding; nuclear glucocorticoid receptor binding
Source: RefSeq, a predicted model, not a curated record